AAAAGUAAUUUUAUAAUUUUUAGUGGGAAUAUCAACAGUGUGUAUGCUCUAUUUGAUCCUGUUCUUGAAGCUGUGGAGUUAUGCGCAGACCAACCAUUGGUGCAGAAUUGGAAUGAAGACGAAAUUGAGCAAUAAUAAAUUGAGGAGACAGAGUUUGUCCGCCCCUAAUUGGAAUGAGCUACUAAACGCCACACAAGAGCAAACGCUCGAAGACGAGAAGAAUGAUCAUGAUGCGCUGGCCGGCAUUGUCAAAUAUCCCGACAAUUUGUACCUCAAUGAUCUGUUUUACUUCCUCCUCGCUCCCACCCUUUGCUAUGAGUUGAAUUUCCCUCGAACCACGCGUAUCAGGAAGAGGUUCGUAAUAAAAAGACUACUGGAAGUGAUAUUUGGGAUUCAUCUAAUCUUGGCGCUGUUCCAGCAGUGGAUGAUACCGUCCGUGACUAAUUCCGUAGACACUUUCUCUACCAUGGAUGUCGCUAGGAUCACAGAGCGACUAUUGAAACUCGCUGUUCCGAAUCAUCUUCUAUGGUUGUGCUUCUUCUAUUUAUCAUUCCAUUCGUUCCUAAACUUGAUGGGUGAGCUACUUCAAUUUGCCGAUCGCAAGUUUUACGGGGAUUGGUGGAACGCGAACAAUAUCAACGUGUUCUGGAGUUCCUGGAAUAUGCCCGUCCACAUGUGGGCCGUGAGACAUGUUUACAAACCUGUUACGUCGCGGGGAUACAGUAAAGGCACUGCCGCUGUUGUGGUCUUCUUUAUUUCGGCUUUUUUCCACGAGUAUUUGGUAAGUGUACCUCUACAAAUGUUCCGCAUCUGGGCGUUUCUGGGAAUGAUGGCUCAGCCUCCAUUGGCAGUCAUCUCCCGAUUCGCAGAAAUCCGCUUCGGCCCACGGUGGGGUAACAUUAUCGUGUGGAGCUCUCUCAUCCUUGGCCAACCAUUGGCUAUUAUGAUGUACUAUCACGAUUACGCACUAGCACAUUAUACACCUCAGCAAUAAUCGAUUGGGUAAACAAAGAAAUAAACAAAUAAAUAGAUAUAAUAUUGGCUUUUUGUAUAGAUUUUAUGUACCUGUUUGUGUUUGUGUUAGUUGGAGUAGCUUGUUGCUUGUGCCACUUAUUAUUAUCUCUUAGCAUUGUCAGAGAUGCAGAGCCUUUAAAUUAAUGAACGAUAAAAAAUAUUUGCGGAAUUUCACGCUCUAUCUGCAUUUGGGCAAACUACCAAUCGAAAGGACGAUUUAGUUCAGCACACAGGUAUAUCAUAUAUGUCUUUGUUAUUCUGUUAAGUUUGAAACCAUUUGCACGUAUGUUAUAAUUAUUAUUUUAGUUAGUCAAAUGCAUCAGAAGCAUAUGUAUAUCAUGAUCGAACAAAGUCUUCCAUGUAAAUCUUAUGUUUUGAAAAGUAUUUUGUUUUAUCUACGUAUGUUAAGUUACAGAGCUGAUACAGGUCAAAAACAUUCUGAAAUCGAUUAUAUUAUUGAAGUGUUAUAUGUGUUAUAUAUCCUAUACUUUAGAAAGUGCCUUUUUAAUACAGUUGAUUAAAAUAUAUAUAAGAAUAACAAUAAUAACUGAGGAAAGCGCUCAACGCCCAGCGUACAUUAAAAUGUACUAAAUAUAAGUACCUUCAGGUCCAAAAGCAACUAUAGCCUCCGUUUUGUAUGAAGAACGACGCCGGGAUUGUUUAAAGCAUUUGUCUUGGUACUAGAGUACCUACAAAAAUACCUUGACUCUAUACAAUUUAGCGCUAAAUUUGAACGCGGUAUAUUCAUAAUAUUGUACACCGAGCGUUUACGUGAUCAUUGGAGUAAUAUUCCCUGGGUCUGAAUCACUUCACAUGUUAUGUACAUUUCGAUGUACACGGGGCCUUAGGAAGUUAAGGUCAUAGGUGUAGUAUUUAAUAAUUUAAAAGAUUUUAUUUAUUUAAAUAUUUAAAAGAUUUUACGUGUAAGUGUGUUAUAAAGAUUUACAAAUAGUUUAUGGGG
Molecule: messenger RNA, 1975 nt
Organism: Hyposmocoma kahamanoa
Lineage: Eukaryota; Metazoa; Arthropoda; Insecta; Lepidoptera; Cosmopterigidae
Gene: mdy
Product: diacylglycerol O-acyltransferase 1
Exons: 6
Coding region: 44-994 (316 amino acids)
Biological process (GO): triglyceride biosynthetic process
Cellular component (GO): endoplasmic reticulum membrane
Molecular function (GO): diacylglycerol O-acyltransferase activity
Source: RefSeq, a predicted model, not a curated record